Trichosporon asahii var. asahii CBS 2479 is the source of this 1518-nucleotide messenger RNA. RefSeq lists its product as uncharacterized. Bases 1 to 1518 code for a protein of 505 amino acids. NCBI's taxonomy places the organism in Eukaryota, Fungi, Basidiomycota, Tremellomycetes, Trichosporonales, Trichosporonaceae. Gene Ontology annotation, molecular function: oxidoreductase activity. The transcript has 2 exons. Gene Ontology annotation, cellular component: cytoplasm. The record is from RefSeq and is a predicted model, not a curated record.
AUGUCGACAAGUGAGGACCCGUAUGCGCCCGAAGGCGACCCCCGCCUCCUCCCCGUCCCCCUGUCAACGACGUCGGUCUGGCAACAAUCCGUCGCCCUCGACCCGCUUAUCUCGAAUUCGACCACUCCACUCCCCGAGUCGGCCGACAUUGUCGUCGUUGGCGGAGGCCUCUGUGGCGCCCUCCUAGCCUGGGAACUGCUCCAGAGGACGAGCGGCAACGUCGUGCUCCUGGAGGCAAGAGAAUUAGCCUCUGGCGCCUCGGGCAGGAACGCAGGCCACUGUCGACCCGACGCCGGGCGGGGAUUUGGCAUGUUCGCAAACGUGCAUGGGGAGGAGCAGGCGAGGGCGAUUCUCAACAGCGAACGGACGGUUUUUGAGCGGGUGGACCGGUUCAUCCACAAGCACAAGAUCGAAUGCGAAUGGCAGAAGAGAGAGACGUACGAUGUCUGCCUGACCGAGGACUUUGCGGCGUACUCGCAACAAGCGAACGACGCAUUCGCGCAGGCUGGUGGCCACCCGCCCGCCCCGCUUGGGAGAGAGGGUGCGCAAAAGGCGGCGCGGAGCCAGAGCGCCGUCGAGGCGUAUGGCUGGGAGGCGGCGACGCUCAAUCCUGCCGAGCUGACACUGGCGAUCCACAAGUUGUGCAAGGACACAGAGCGGUACGACGCGUUCACGUUCUGUCCCGUUUUGGGACUGACGCCGGGCGUUAAUCCGGACGUGCUCAUCCGGCCCGACCCAGAUGUCGAGUCACGGGAGGCGACGGAUCCCGCCGAAACCCCCGGAUGCGCCGGAUGGACAGUCGCGACUGCCCGCGGCUCAGUGAGGGCGCGCAAGGUCGUAUUGGCCACGAACGGGUAUACGGACAGCGUGAUGCCGAUGGGCAUCGUGCCGGUGCAGGCGCAGGCGCAUCUCCUUUCCUCUCCCACGCCUCACUUGGACAGCUCCUACUCGCUCCGAAGGAGCAUGAAGGAGUUCUACUCUGUCGCUCCCCGUCCCGACGGCACAGUUGUGCUGGGCGUAUCGCGCCUGGGAUGGCCUGAGGAACUCUUGAGACAGGCGGUUGGCAAUGUGGACGACAGUACGUGGAACGCGACGAUUGCUGCGCAGGGUCUCAACGCGAUUAGUGACGUUUGGCCAAAUGGGCCAUGGAAGCACGCCAAGCCUGGGGAUCUGCACCCACCUCCGGCGGGGGGCAGCAUCAAGACUGCGACUGAGCGCAAAGAAGUCGAGGUUGACGGCCUCGAGUGUGCCUGGACUGGCAUCAUUGGGAUCACGAAUGAUCUUGUUCCCGUCGUGGGGCCUGUGCCGGGAAAGGACAACCUGUUCGUCGCAGCGGGGUAUAACGGUCACGGCAUGGCUCGGAUCUUCGUCACUGCGCCUGCGCUCGCGACGCGGAUUGCGUCGGGCAAAUGGAGGGAGGAGGAUGGCAUGCCCGAGUGUUUCCGCCUCACUCCCGAACGGUUUGCGAGUCUCACGGCCGACUUGAGUCCGAGCGCGAAGCCGAGCCCGGCGGCGUAA